Molecule: messenger RNA, 555 nt
Organism: Camelus dromedarius (Arabian camel)
Lineage: Eukaryota; Metazoa; Chordata; Mammalia; Artiodactyla; Camelidae
Gene: TMEM217B
Product: transmembrane protein 217B
Exons: 1
Coding region: 1-555 (184 amino acids)
Source: RefSeq, a predicted model, not a curated record
AUGAACAACAAGAAGUUUUCCUUCAUGCUGGGCAUCUUCACUCUCCUCAACACCAUCCAGUUGCUCAUCUUUGAGGUGAACCAGGUUGCAUUCAUUGGCUCCAAGGACAAGUUCAGCAUCUACAAGGAGACAAGUUCUAAUCUGGUCUCUUGGGCCACGAGCCACAAGAAGAACAUCAGCAUCUGCCUGUCCACCAUCACCAUCGUGGUCAGCUCCUUGCUCCUCUACUGCAUCCACACGAGCAACUACAAGGGGCUGAUUGUCUACACUGUGUGGAUCAUCACCUAUGAGCUCACCAGCUUCUCCAUGGUCCUCAUCACCAACUGGACCAUCAAAGAGCAGUUCAUUGAGCUGAGGUACCUGCACUGGCUCUUCCAAAUCUCCCGGAUGCUCCUGCACUUGUUCUGUCUGCCCUUUGUCACCAAGCACGCAUAUGCCCUUUACAAGGACCCCAAGAUUUUAAGCAAGUUAGGCUGGCACAGACACUCCUCCAUCAGUACAGUUGACUCAUGGCCACCUGUCGGGCUGAGGUCCUUGUACCGCAAGUUAAACUGA